AAUAAAAUAGACGCUUAACUGGCAGCUAAAUUAUGAUUAUACCAAUUCGUUGCUUUACCUGUGGCAAAGUGAUUGGCAACAAAUGGGAAUCCUACCUGGGCCUGCUGCAGGCCGAGUACACGGAGGGUGAUGCUUUGGAUGCGUUGGGGCUGAAGCGUUAUUGUUGCCGCCGCAUGCUGCUGGGACACGUGGAUCUCAUCGAGAAGCUGCUGAAUUACGCGCCACUAGAGAAAUGAAGCUAAAUUUUGAAAUACAAACUUUUAAUUUUAUUGUAAACUCAAAGAAGAAAAAAUA
This is a messenger RNA of Drosophila grimshawi, 294 nucleotides long. RefSeq names its product DNA-directed RNA polymerases I, II, and III subunit RPABC5 (gene Rpb10). Gene Ontology annotation, cellular component: RNA polymerase III complex; RNA polymerase I complex; RNA polymerase II, core complex. Lineage: Eukaryota; Metazoa; Arthropoda; Insecta; Diptera; Drosophilidae. Gene Ontology annotation, biological process: transcription by RNA polymerase I; transcription by RNA polymerase II; tRNA transcription by RNA polymerase III. The transcript has 2 exons. The record is from RefSeq and is a predicted model, not a curated record. Gene Ontology annotation, molecular function: DNA binding; zinc ion binding; DNA-directed RNA polymerase activity. The coding region runs from base 33 to 236 and encodes 67 amino acids.